Messenger RNA from Fundulus heteroclitus (mummichog), 7839 nucleotides. It is a transcript of the gene abca4b, whose product is annotated as ATP-binding cassette, sub-family A (ABC1), member 4b. The record is from RefSeq and is a predicted model, not a curated record. Gene Ontology annotation, biological process: transmembrane transport; lipid transport. Gene Ontology annotation, cellular component: membrane; intracellular membrane-bounded organelle. Gene Ontology annotation, molecular function: ATP binding; ABC-type transporter activity; ATP hydrolysis activity. Lineage: Eukaryota; Metazoa; Chordata; Actinopteri; Cyprinodontiformes; Fundulidae.
GCCUAAUUCCACCUCAAAAUGGAUGACUGUUGUGUUUUUUCUGCCUGCCCAUGUUGAGCCGGGAGAUUAGAGCAAUCAGAUUAGGAGUGCUGCUGACCUGCAGGCGCAGAGAGAGAGAGAGAGAGAGAGAGAAAGAGAGAGAAAGAGAGGGAGAGAGGGUGGGCAGCUUGGAGUCAUCUGAAACACUUCUUCUUCCCAGCUUAAUGUUUUUGCAUUACUUCAGCUUGUUUGUGAACCCCCCCCUCUUUUUUCUGGAUGCCGGUCGACUUUAUUGCCAUUCGGUGAGAAGGUUUUUCACAGUCUGAUGACCCCCUCCAGGGGUUGAGCUGCAGAGCGAUGAAGACAGGCUCCCAGAUCCGCCUGUUGCUAUGGAAGAACUGGACUCUUCGGAAAAGACAAAAGGUCCGUUUCCUGGUGGAGAUCUUAUGGCCCGUAUUGUUAUUCAUUGGUCUGGUGUGGCUGAGGAAGGCCAAUCCCCUCUACCAGCAGCAUGAAUGUCACUUCCCCAACAAGGCAUUGCCAUCGGCGGGGAUUCUUCCCUGGAUUCAGGGUAUCUUUUGCAAUGCUAACAACCCCUGCUUCAGAUAUCCAACACCAGGGGAGUCGCCAGGCAUUGUUUCCAACUACAACAACUCAGUGCUGGCACGAUUCUACGUUGACGCCCAGGAGCUUCUGCUCAAUGAGACAGAUGUCCGGCAGUAUGGUAGGCUUUGGCGUGAGAUGACGUCCUUCUCGAACUUUAUGGAAACGCUACGCAACACCCCCUUUGCAGUUGCAGGCCGUGGGCUGAAGAUUGAUGACAUUCUGAAGGACGACGAGGUCCUCACGGCCUUCCUGUUAAGAGACGCCGGCUUCUCAGAGUCUAUUGUUUACCAGCUCAUCAAUGCCCAGAUACGUCUGGAACAGUUUGCUUUUGGUGUCCCGGACCUGCAGUUGAAAGACAUAGCAUGCAACCAAGCGCUGCUGGAGCGCUUCAUCAUCUUCCCCAGCCGGUUGGGACUCCACGGGGUGCGCAACGCCAUGUGCGCCCUCAGCCAGCAACGGCUGCAGAGGAUAGAGGACAUCCUCUAUGCAAAUCUGGACUUCUUCAAGAUCUUCAAACUGCUGCUGAAACGGGAGAGCUCUCAAGAGCUCCUCAGGGUGGUCUCCUCUCUUUUCCAAGCUGGAGGUCCCUCCUCCUUCACCCAGCUGAUGGCCGGGGUGUCGAGUCUCUUCUGCGGCUACCCGGAGGGAGGGGGCUCCAGGGUCAUGUCCUUCAACUGGUAUGAAGACAACAACUACAAGGUGUUCCUGGGAGUCAACGGCAGCAAGAGUCACAACUAUGUCUACGAUGACACCGCCACUCCGUUUUGCAAUUCGCUGAUGCAGACCCUGGAGUCCAACCCCGUCACCAAGAUCGUGUGGAAUUCAGUCAAGCCCCUGCUGAUGGGAAAGAUCCUGUACACGCCCGACUCCCCGGCCGUCCGAAAGAUAUUAAAGAGCGCUAACACGACGUUUGAGGAGCUGGAGAGGCUCCAGAACAUGGCCAAGGCCUGGGAGGAGGUGGGACCUCAGCUCUGGGCUUUCUUCCACGACAGCGUCCAGAUGAACAUGAUCAGGGAUACCCUGAGGAAUCCGACGGUGAUGCAGUUUGUGGACGACAGUCUGGCGGACAGCGAGUUUACGACCAAACAUAUCCUCAACUUUCUGCACAACGGGCCAGAGGAGGAGAGGGAGGAGGGGAUGCCCGACUUAGACUGGAGGAACAUUUUUAACAUCACGGACCAAGUCGUACGCCUGUUCAACCAAUAUGGAGAGUGCAUCAGUCUGGAUAAGUUUGUGCCUCACACCGAUGAGUCCCAGAUGAUUCACCGGGCCCUGUACCUGCUGGAGGAGAACAAGUUCUGGGCGGGCGUGGUCUUCAUGGACGUGUAUCCCUGGACCACGAGCGUUCCGCCACAUGUCAAGUACAAGAUCCGCAUGGACAUAGACGCGGUGGAGCGGACCAACAAGAUCAAAGACAGGUACUGGGAUCCCGGUCCCAGGGCGGACCCCAUGGAAGACCAGAGGUACCUAUGGGGAGGGUUCGCGUACCUGCAGGACAUGAUCGAACACGGGAUCAUCAAGCUUCACACAGGAAAUGACUGGCCGCUCGGGGUCUACGUCCAGCAGAUGCCGUACCCUUGCUACGUAGAUGACCUCUUCAUGAUCACACUGAACCGCUGCUUCCCCAUGUUCAUGGUUCUGGCCUGGAUCUACUCGGUGUCCAUGACCGUGAAGAGCAUCGUCCUGGAGAAGGAGCUGCGCCUCAAAGAGACCCUCAAAGCCAUGGGGGUCGACAACGGCGUCAUUUGGUACACGUGGUUCAUCGAUAGCUUCAUCAUGAUGACCGCGAGCACGGCGCUGCUGACAGCCAUCAUUAUGGGGGGGAAGGUGCUGAAUUACAGCGACCCGCUCCUCGUCUUCUUCUUCCUGCUGACGUUCACGGUGACCACCAUCAUGCAGUGUUUCCUGAUGAGCGUCUUCUUCAACAAAGCAAACCUGGCCGCCGCCUGCAGUGGCAUCAUCUACUUCACCCUCUACCUGCCUCACAUCCUGUGCUUUGCCUGGCAGGACCGCAUCACCAAGACCAUGAAGCUGGCUGCCAGCUUGCUCUCUCCGGUAGCCUUCGGCUUUGGGACGGAGUACCUUUCGAGGUAUGAAGAGCAAGGUUUGGGUCUGCAGUGGAACAACAUUGGGACCAGCCCGUUGGAGAAAGACACUUACUCCUUCCUCACCUCCAUCCUCAUGAUGGUGUUUGACGGCAUCCUGUAUGGAAUCCUGGCCUGGUAUCUGGACAACGUGUUCCCAGGACAGUACGGCGUCGGUCGACCGUUCUACUUCCCUCUCCAACCCUCGUACUGGCAGAGAUCUGUACCUUCAAAUAUAGAAAUGGCCAAUGAAGAUGCCAAGAAACUGGAAGCAGAGAACCAGGAGCUGGACGUUGAGAGCGGGGACACACCGGAGACUAACACCUGCAAUGGCUCGGCCAGCAAAAAAAACUGCAAGCACCAAAGUAAGAGAGAGCGCCUGGAGAGAGAGAGGGAGCUGCUGAAGCAACAAGAGCAGACUCCGAACCAGGAGGAGGCUGAGGCAGCUGGGGAUGAAGGUCCGCUGUUCUUCGAGCCGGAACCUGUGGGCCUGGUGCUGGGGGUCCAGAUUCAGGAUCUGGUCAAGGUGUUCGAAGGGAGAUCUCGCCCUGCCGUCAACUGCCUCAGCAUCAGCUUCUACGAAGGCCAGAUCACGUCCUUCCUGGGGCACAACGGGGCUGGAAAAACAACGACACUGUCCAUUCUGACAGGUCUCUACCCUCCCACGUCCGGCACGGCCUACAUCAACGGAAGAGACAUUAAGACGGACAUGGACGUCAUCCGCACAUCUUUGGGCAUGUGCCCUCAAUACAACAUCCUCUUCAACCACCUCACGGUGGAGGAGCACAUCCUGUUCUACUCGCUGCUGAAGGGUAGGACUCCAGCGGAGGCUCAGGCAGAGGUGGAGAACAUGCUGCUGGACCUUGGACUGCCUCACAAGCGAGACGAGGAGGCUCAGAACCUCUCAGGCGGCAUGCAAAGGAAACUGUCUGUUGCCAUGGCAUUUGUUGGAGGAUCAAAGGUCGUCAUCCUGGACGAGCCGACAUCAGGAGUGGACCCCUAUUCCAGAAGAUCCAUCUGGGAUCUCCUGCUGAAGUAUAGAACGGGCCGCACCGUGAUUCUGUCCACGCAUCACAUGGACGAGGCGGACCUGCUGAGCGACCGCAUCGCCAUCAUCUCCAAAGGACAGCUUUACUGCAGCGGGUCCCCGCUCUUCCUCAAAAACUGCUUCGGAGUGGGCUUCUAUCUGACCCUCGUGCGCCGCAUAAAGGACAUCAGGAGACGGGAGAACGAAUGCGAUUGUGCGUCGGACUGCUCGUGUUCCUGCUCCAUCUGCAACAAAUACAAAGAUCAGUCUCAGAAUCAGCUGCAGCAGCUCGACAGAGUUCUGGAGGGGGACGUCGACAGCAUCACCAGUCUCAUCCACCAUCACGUUCCCGACGCAAAACUCAUCGAGAGCAUCGGGCAGGAGUUGACUUAUUUGCUUCCGAAUAAAGGGUUCAAACAUAGAGCUUAUGCCAGCCUGUUCAGAGAGCUGGAGGAGACGCUGGCUGACAUGGGUCUGAGCAGCUUUGGCAUCUCGGAUACGUCACUGGAAGAGAUAUUUCUAAAGGUCACAGCAGAUGGAGAAGCAGCAAAUAACGCCACCACUGCAGAACAGUGGAUGUUACAGGGAAGACAAAGUGGCAGCAAAGUUGGUGUAGGCGAAGACGAAGAAAACGACGGUGUAAAUGGGACAGCGUCUGACAGCAGGGCAGGGAAGGGCUCCAGACAGGUGAAGGGUGCUGCGCUGAUCCUGAAGCAGCUCCACGCUUUGCUGGUGAAGAGAUUCCAUCACGCCACCAGGAGCAGGAAAGACUUCAUGGCUCAGAUUGUGCUUCCUGCCACGUUUGUCCUCGUCUCUCUGAUUUUCACGCUGAUUGUCCCGCCGUUUGGAGAAUAUCCUAGUCUGACCCUGACACCCUGGAUGUAUGGACAACAGUUCACCUUCUUCAGCAACGAGCGUCCGUUUGACCCCAGAAUGAAACACUUCACAGAUCGCCUGUUGGGCCUGCCGGGCCUCGGCACACGAUGCAUGCAGGGAGAACUGUUAGGGAUGCAAUGCAACACCAGUGCCUCAGAUUGGGAGCAACCUGACGUCUCGCCCGUAGUCCAGAACAUCUUACAGAGCCCAGAAUGGAACCAGCGCAACCCGUCGCCUACCUGCCAGUGCAGCGCCGGGAAGAAGCUGACCAUGAUGCCCAUCUGUCCCGCGGGGGCGGGAGGUUUGCCCCCACCUCAGCGGGUGCAGGCCACGGGAGACAUCAUGCUAGAUCUGACCGAGCGGAACAUUUCCGACUAUCUGGUCAAAACCUACCCCGGUCUCAUCAGAACCAGCUUAAAGAGCAAAUACUGGGUAAAUGAACAAAGGUAUGGAGGCAUCUCCGUGGGAGGACAACUUCCCAUCCUCGAUGUGGAGCCCAAAGACAUCCAGAACGUUUUCCGUCAGCUGGGACGGAUGCUCAACAUAACAGGGGGUCAGUACUGCAGACUUGCCCUCGGUGAGAUUGGUACGUUCUUACGCUUCAUGGAGAGUGAAUUCAAUGUGAAGGUAUGGUAUAAUAACAAAGGCUGGCACGCCAUGGUGGCCUUUAUGAAUGUGGCCAACAACGCCAUUCUGCGAGCCUUCCUCCCUUCAUUCGCCAGACCUGCUGAGUACGGCAUCACCGCCAUCAACCACCCCCUGAAUCUCACCAAAGAGCAGCUUUCCGAAGUCACUGUGUUGACCACUUCGGUGGAUGCCGUUGUAGCGAUCUGUGUCAUUUUCGCCAUGUCCUUCAUCCCCGCCAGCUUCGUCCUCUACCUCAUUCAGGAGCGAGUGACCAAAGCCAAGCACCUGCAGUUUGUCAGUGGAGUGAAUCCUUUUGUGUACUGGGUGGCCAACUUCUUCUGGGACAUGAUGAACUACGUUGUCAGCACUGCAAUGGUGGUUGGCAUCUUCAUGGCUUUUGAUAAAAAGUGUUACACAUCACAAGCCAACCUCCCAGCAUUGAUAGCCCUUCUUCUUCUUUAUGGGUGGUCGGUGACGCCCAUGAUGUACCCCAUGUCCUACAUAUUCAAUAUCCCGAGUACCGCAUACGUGUCUCUGUCCUGCAUCAAUCUGUUCAUUGGCAUCAACAGCAGCGCCGUCACGUUCAUCCUGGAGCUCUUUGAAAACAACCGGUCUCUGCAGACGUUUAACGAGUGGCUGAAAAAAUGGCUGCUGGUGUUCCCUCACUUCUGCCUGGGGCGAGGACUGAUAGACAUGGCCAUGAACCAGGCUGUCACGGACGUCUAUGCCCGGUUUGGUGAAGAGUACAUAAUGGAUCCGUUCCGGUGGGACUUUGUGGGAAAAAACAUAUUUUUUAUGCUGAUGGAAGGCUUUGUGUACUUUACCCUCAAUCUUCUGAUCCAGUAUCGGUUCUUCUUGGAUCACUGGUUACCAGAAUACAAGCAGACUGUCGUACAGGAUGCGGACGAAAACGUUGCCGAAGAGAGGCAGAGGAUUUAUGAGGGAGGAAGCAAGAAGGACAUCCUGCAGAUUCGAGAUCUCUCAAAGACGUAUGUGGGCAGAAAGAGGGCAGCUGUGGACCGGAUUUGUGUGGGAGUCCCCGCAGGCGAGUGUUUUGGUCUUCUGGGAGUUAAUGGAGCUGGAAAAACAACAACUUUCAAAAUGUUGACAGGCGACACUGAUGUCAGCUACGGAGAGGCUACUGUGGCUGGUUACAGCAUCCUGACAGAGAUGCUCGACGUGCACCAGAACAUGGGCUACUGCCCCCAGUUUGAUGCCAUUGAUGAGCUUCUUACCGGCAGGGAGCAUCUCUACCUUUACGCCCGUCUCAGAGGGGUGCCCGAAUCAGAGAUCCCCAGAGUGGCAGAGUGGGGCAUCCAGAAACUGGGCCUGACAGAAUACGCUGGCUGCAGUGCAGGAACUUACAGCGGAGGCAACAAGCGUAAACUGUCCACAGCUAUCGCAAUGAUUGGCUGCCCUGCACUGGUCCUGCUGGACGAGCCGACAACUGGGAUGGAUCCGCACUCUCGGCGCUUUCUGUGGAACGCCAUCAUGAGUGUGAUUCAGGACGGCAGGGCCGUGGUGCUGACAUCACACAGCAUGGAGGAGUGUGAAGCUCUAUGCACUCGACUGGCUAUCAUGGUCAACGGGACAUUUAAGUGUCUUGGUACCAUCCAGCAUCUCAAAUACAAAUUUGGCGACGGCUACGUUGUGACCAUGAAAAUCAAGGCAGCUAAAGCAGGCUUGUCUCCGGAGCUGGAGCCUGUGGAGAGCUUUAUGGAGAACUCCUUCCCCGGCUGUGUUCAGCGGGAGAAGCACUACAACACGCUGCAGUAUGAAAUUGCCUCCUCCUCCCUAGCGAGGAUAUUCCAGCUGGUGGUGGCCAAUAAAGACAGGCUCAGCAUCGAGGACUACUCUGUUUCCCAGACAACACUGGACCAGGUGUUUGUCAACUUUGCCAAGCAACAGAUGGGGGAGGACGAGGACGUGACGCUGCACAGGCGGACGGCAAGAAAAGACACAAAGAUCUUGCCCGUGAAGAGGAAAUGAUGAACCGACACUUCUAAGCAUUCGGAUAAACGCAUAUGGGUUCCCCUGCACAGCAGCGAUCGUGAUACACCUUCCAAAGUCCCGGUGGAAAUCUAGGUAACAUAGGUGUUCAUGAGUUAGCGAGGCCGUUCACCUGCCAAGUUGGUUUCUGCAGCCACAGCCAAACUUGAAAUGCCUUUGGCUCCUGAUGAGGGUUAAUUUGGUCUGAUAUACUACCCAGCACGUGAGGCUCUUGAUUUUGACUUAAAGUAAUGCACAUUAAACCACAGAGACUGAUGUAAACGCAGAGAAAAUGGCUCAUCGGACUGAUGGGUUGUUUAAAUAUGUACAUAUUGUAUGAGUAAUAAAUUAUUAAGCUCCCUAGACAUUUUUGUCUAUAUUAAAACACACAACUCUAUUUUACUAGACAUAUUUACAUGAAAUAUUUAUUGUUCUCAGACUGACUGAAUGCAAAAUAUGUUUACCAUUGCUUUUGUUCUGUUCGGCCAUUUGCUAUGCAUUAAAGUAUCUCUUUUUCUGCUGUUUUUCAUACUUCGCACAUCAUGUUGUCUCCCUGUGUGACAACAAAAUAGCAGGAAAUCCGUUUAUGUCUCUGGCAUUUGUAUAACCCAUGCUUUCCAGUCCAGUCGCAAAAAAUAAAAACAAUCACAA